Messenger RNA from Gracilinanus agilis (Agile Gracile Mouse Opossum), 1558 nucleotides. RefSeq names its product zinc finger protein 883-like. Gene Ontology annotation, molecular function: DNA-binding transcription repressor activity, RNA polymerase II-specific. NCBI's taxonomy places the organism in Eukaryota, Metazoa, Chordata, Mammalia, Didelphimorphia, Didelphidae. The record is from RefSeq and is a predicted model, not a curated record. The transcript is spliced from 5 exons. Gene Ontology annotation, biological process: negative regulation of transcription by RNA polymerase II. The coding region runs from base 1 to 1398 and encodes 465 amino acids.
AUGGCUGGUGCGGGCCGCCCGCCCCUGCCGCCUCCUCCUGCGCCGCCGCCGCCGCCUCUUCCUCCUCCUCCUCCGCCACCGCCACCUCUAGCAGCAGCACCAGCAGCAGCAACACCAGCAGCAGCAGCGCCCCUGCCGCUGCCUCCCUCUGCCCUCCUGCCGCCUUCUCAGCCGCCACCCCCGCCGCCGCCUUGCUGGGGACUGAGUCCCUCCCUCGCCCUCGCUUCCCCUUUUCCAGGCUCCCAGAGGCUGCAGCAGCCGCGGCGGCGGCGGCGGCGGCGGCGGCGGCGGCGUCUCUUCGCCCCUCCCCCCCGACCCCCCCCGCCCCCCACCAUACGGGACGGGGAAGCCCCAGGUGGAGCCGGUCCCUCUAUGGGAGCCUCGGAGUUUGGGCGAAAGCAUGUGCGCAUGUGCAACCAAGAGCCCACCUGCAGGGGCUCUAAAGAAGUCUUCCCACCUCGGGGCUCCCACCCCCUGAAAGACCCCACUCUGGCCCAAGCAGAGAGCCCAGAGCCAGAGGGAAUGGCCCCCGGGACCCCGAGGCCUCCCUCCCAGGGGUCAGUAACAUUCAAGGAUGUGGCUGUGGACUUCACCCAGGAGGAGUGGUCCCUUUUGGACCCUUCUCAGAAAGCGCUGUACCUGGAGGUCAUGCUGGAGAAUAUGUUGAAUCUACUCUCUGUGGAGAGAGCAUCUCUUUCUGUGCAUAAGAGAAUUCACACUGGAGAGAAACCUUAUAAAUGUAAACAAUGUGGAAAGGCUUUCACACAGAAGGGCACUCUUGAUGCACAUCAGAGAAUCCACACUGGAGAGAAACCUUAUGAAUGUAAACACUGUGGAAAGGCUUUUACAAUGAGUUGUCAUCUUGUUGCACAUCAGAGAAUACACACUGGAGAGAAACCUUAUGAAUGUAAACAGUGUGGAAAGGCUUUUACAAUUAGAGUCUCUCUUACUGCACAUCAGAGAAUCCACAGUGGAGAAAAACCUUAUGAAUGUAAACAGUGUGGAAAGGCUUUCAAAGAGAGAGGCCAUCUUGCUAUACAUAAGAGAGUCCACAGUGGAGAGAAACCUUAUGAAUGUAAAGAGUGUGGAAAGACUUUCACACAGAGGGGCUCUCUUGGUAAACAUCAGAGAAUCCAUACUGGAGAGAAACCUUAUGAAUGUAAAUACUGUGGAAAGGCUUUUGCAACGAGGAGCAAUCUUGCUUCCCAUCAGAGAACCCACACUGGAGAGAAACCUUAUGAAUGUAAACACUGUGGAAAGGCUUUUACAGUAAGGGACCAUCUUACUGCACAUCAGAGAAUCCACACUGGAGAGAAACCUUAUGAAUGUAAAGACUGUGGAAAGAUUUUUACAUGGAAAGUCUCUCUUUCUAAUCAUGAGAGAAAGCACACUGGAUAGAAACAUUGUUGUAUGAGAUAAAAUCUUGCAUUAUUCUCCAGGAUACAUUAUUUAGUAUUAGUAAUUUUGAUUGGCAAUUUUCUAUAGAAAAUUAGAGAGGGGACAGCUAGGUGACUGAGUGGAUUGAAAGCCAGGCCUAGAUAUGGGAGGCCCUAUGUUC